GGACGGAAGGAGUAUAUGAUCGUGUGGAGUCUGUGAACUGGAGUAUCAAUUCAAGUAUGUCUGUGGAGUAAUGAUCAAAAACAGAGUCUGCUUCCAUAGGAAUCAAACCUAGGGAUUUGAAUCAGGAGAUUCUCAACCUCAUCAUCGAUGGGUUCAGAUCCGACGACGUGAGGUCCAAUCUGAAAAUGGCGGCAACAGUAUCGAAUCGGAAGAUUGUCUACCACGACGAGACGGCCGACGGCGGCUUGAUGGCCCCCUGUAGAAGAGGCGAGAACGCCGACUCCGAGAUCAGCUCCGACGUAAGGUCCGACGAGAGAUUCAUCGACAAGUAUGUACCUCCUCCUCGUGCGUUUGCCAGUUCGGAGGAAAAUAAGGACGAGGGCGGGAAGGAUCGAAAGCCCGAUUACUUCCAUGUUUCCACACCCCGCGGCCAAGGCACUGACAGCCACAGCUUAGCUGAAAGAGAAAGAGUGAGGAGGGAGAAAAUCGGCGAGAGAAUGAAAUAUCUACAAGAUUUAGUACCAGGGUGUAGUAAAAUCGUGGGAAAGGGCGAAAGGCUCGACAAAAUCAUCAAAUAUAUCCAAUCUCUUGAAACACGAGUGAAGUUCUUAGUUGCUGUAAGAUUUUCCCUCGACUUCAACAUUGACAGCUUUUUCGUGAAAGAGGUAAAGAAACUAUCACAAAGCCCGAUAACGAACAAGGAACUCGCACACUGCUGCCAAGCCACUGACAGCCACUGCUUAGCUGAAAGAGUGAGGAGGGAGAAUAUCAGGGAUAGAUUGAAAUAUCUGGAAGAUUUAGUACCAGUAUGUAAUAAAAUCAAGGGAUAUGUCGGAAGGCUCAACAGAAUCAUCGACUAUAUCGAAUAUCUUCAAGAAAAAGUGGAGUUCCUGUCCCCGAAAGUAGCUGCGGUAAAUCCAUCACCCGACUUCAACAUUGACAGCUUUUUUGCGAAAGAGGUUUUUCUGGCAAGCACAUCAAUGGAAUUUGAUACUCCAGACAACGGAGCACAUCUUGGGAGGCCAUAUCAGAGCGGCCCUAAUUCAGAGAAGAAAGAUAUGAGAGAGCAAUUAAGUGAAGAAUGCUUAACUAAGAGUGUACUUAGUUUCGAUGAUACAACAAAACAAAAAUCGUUGCCAGAUCUAAGGACUCUGACUCCCUUGGGUCAAUAUUUUGCUGAUGAGAAGAUUCUAAAUAAAAACAAGAAGAUUUUCAACGGCGCCGUGAGGUUUGACGACUUGAUGCCCCCCUUUACCAGAGGCGAGAACCCCUGAACUGAGAUUAGCUUUGACGUGAGGUCGAAAUUUACAAACAAGUGUUUACCCCAUGUGUUUGCCAUUUCAGAGGAAAAUGAAAUCAAUGAUAAGGCGGUGAAGUUCUACAGCAGACAGGGAACAGGUAGUUGGGGUUCAUUGAAACUCGUACAUCCAGUGACAUUGGAGGAGUUGGGCCCAGAAAAUAAGGGCAUAAUUUCUGACUUGAUGAGAUUUGUGAUGGAGAAGGAGUUUUACAAGAAGGUAGGCAAGGCUUGGACGGGGUUUUACUCUUUGUACGAGCCUCCUGGUACUGAUAGAUCGAGCUUAAUCGGUGCCAUGGCCAACUAUCUUGAAUUUGACAUCUAUAAUUUGGAUCUUACGAGUUUACCCUCCAUCGAGGAGCUGAAGAAAAUGCUAGGCUCCAUCAGGAAUCGCUCCUUAAUUUCUAUUCAAGAUUUUAAUCACUGGCCUGGGAUGCUUUCUAAGUUCAAGACUGAGUUGACAGUCCCAUGUUUGUUGAAGAUCUUUUAUCACCUGUUUUCAAGCUGUGGUGAUGAGCACAUCAUUGUUUUUACAACCCAACACAGAGACCGACAUGAUGCUGCUCUGCUGCGCCCUGUUGGCACAGAUAUGCACAUUUACGCGCCUUCACCUCAGCCUUUAGCCUUACCAGAAGAAGAUGAUGAAAUUGUAGAAGGUGGUGAAAGAGUAAAGGUUUAUUCAGGAUUACUAUAGGCUAAACCGGAUGAAGAAUCUGCAGACUUGGGUAUGGAGAUUGAAGAAGGCAAAGGUGAAAAAAACCUAGAAGAGGGAAUGUUAGAAAUUACUAAGGAGCUGUGUCAAGAAGCAGAAGAGGAAGAAUUUGAAGUAGAAGAAGGGAACCAGAAAUUUACAGAUCCAGAGAAAUUGGAAACUCAAGAUGCUCUGUUGAUUCAAGAGAGAGAA
Molecule: messenger RNA, 2201 nt
Organism: Rhododendron vialii
Lineage: Eukaryota; Viridiplantae; Streptophyta; Magnoliopsida; Ericales; Ericaceae
Product: transcription factor bHLH63-like
Exons: 8
Coding region: 186-1274 (362 amino acids)
Biological process (GO): regulation of DNA-templated transcription
Cellular component (GO): nucleus
Molecular function (GO): DNA-binding transcription factor activity; protein dimerization activity
Source: RefSeq, a predicted model, not a curated record